Molecule: messenger RNA, 1432 nt
Organism: Phragmites australis (common reed)
Lineage: Eukaryota; Viridiplantae; Streptophyta; Magnoliopsida; Poales; Poaceae
Exons: 3
Coding region: 87-1229 (380 amino acids)
Source: RefSeq, a predicted model, not a curated record
UGCCUUCCCCCACCAAGCACCCCACCCCACCCCAACGAAAGCAAGCAACCCCGCAAGCAAUCGCGAAAGCGAGCGGCGGGCGGCGAAUGGCGCGCGGGCUGCGCGGCGUCCGCGACGAUCUCUCCGAGCUGGGGCGGCACCUCCUCGACAUCGCCUGCUUCCUCCACCCGCUCCUCAACCCCGCGCACACCGACUCCCCGCCGGCCACCCCCACUGGCCGCCGCGCGCGCCCCCGCCGCUCCCCGUCCCCGCACCCCGCCGCGCCGCCAUCCCCGUCCCUCCUCGCCGGCAUCCUCUCCGACCUCGCCGAGAUAGGCGGCUCCCUCCGCGGCGGCUUCUCCGCCGCCGCGCCGCCCCAGCCUGACCACCCCGCUUCCGCCACCGCCACCGCCGCCGAGGCCCUGCAGGCCGCGUCCCCGCCUCAUCCUACUCCUCGUGCUGCUGCUGCGCAGGUUGCCGAUGAGGUUGUGGGAGCAGCGCGUGCCCUUGCGGCGCGGCCCGAGGCGUGGAUCGACUUCCCCGUGCUCGCCCUCGAUGAGAAUUCUAUAAUCUCUGAUAUCCAAAGAGACCAUAUGGAAUCCAUUGAAAAACUUGUCCCAAAUUUAGCGUCUCUACGGACUAGGCUCUGCCCUUCUUACAUGGAUGAAGACGUAUUCUGGAAGAUAUACUUUAGUCUGCUUGAGUCGAACAUAAAUGAGCAUAGUUCAGAGGAAGAUAACCGGAGUGUGCCAAGUUCUGUGCAUCACGUCAAUGAGAUAGAGUCAGAUUCUCCGCCUCAUGUCUGUGAGAUAGAAAGUGUGAAAAGCAACCAAGAGGGCUAUCAAUCUUCAGAUGGCCAUGCUUUGACCAAGACAAGAUCCGAGCGAAGCAUUGACCAAUGGGUGUUUGCAAAGUCGAAAUCAGAGGAAAGCAUGGAUCAGUGGUCCGAAAUACCUUCUGAUGUGGAAUCCUUUAGAGAAGGUAAAAGAUACCUUAGUAGCGAGGAGUUGAGCGAUGUGGAUAGUGCCAAUGUUGUGGUCAUGGACAAAUACAUGGAUUCACUUCUCUCUGACCGGAGGAACCUCCCAUACGCUAGUUCCUCAGUUCGCCGGGAUUCAGUAAGGCGAAAACCUGCUUCGUCCACUGGCUACAGCCACCGGCCUCCACAACCACCUCAGCCUGCAUCGCUUUCCAAGAAGGAAUCAUGGGAUGUCAUCGAGGAUUCAGAGUUUGAUAUACUUGACAGUUAGUAAUAGAGAUCUUUGCGAUCUCUUGGAUGUUUAUCGUUCUAUUUUCUUCCUUGUUUCCCUACAAGCCGCCUGGUUUGUAAAUGACGACCUUCAGGUGGUGUCAGUGAUGGUGGGAAAGGACAUUUACCAAUACUCAUUCCAGUCUCAAACAAGUGUCGUUUUGCAUUGGGUUUUUAAUAUUUUUAAACUUUGGUUACAAAAUA